Molecule: messenger RNA, 1480 nt
Organism: Telopea speciosissima
Lineage: Eukaryota; Viridiplantae; Streptophyta; Magnoliopsida; Proteales; Proteaceae
Product: ankyrin repeat-containing protein BDA1-like
Exons: 2
Coding region: 297-1400 (367 amino acids)
Molecular function (GO): protein binding
Source: RefSeq, a predicted model, not a curated record
UGAUGUAAGCAGCUCAGAAUAGAACAAUAGAAAGGUUAUAUGAACUGCUUAGGAAAGACCCCUUUGUACUUGACAAAGCUGAUCAGCAGUUCAGAGAGAAUCCAUUACAUGUCGCCGCGUCGCAUAACAAUGCACUCUUUGCAGCUGAAAUUGCAAACCUGAAGCCUUCAUUAGCUAAAAGGCUAAACCAAGAUGGAUGGAGUCCUCUACACAUAGCUGCUGAAAAUGGACACAUAGAAACUGUGAAGAAGCUCUUGAAAGUAGACAAGGAACUCUGCUUCAUCAAAGGAAGGGAGAUGAUGGUGCCUCUUCACUGUGCAGCAAAAUCUGGAGAUCAUAGGAGUGAAGAGGUUAUACAGGAAUUACUCUCUGCUUGCCCCAAGUGUAUCACAGCAUUAACUACCCAAAAUGAGACAGCUCUUCACACUGCUGUAAAGAGUGGUAGUUCCAAAAACUUUGAAGCACUUGUGAAAUGGAUCAAAAAACAAUGGGGCUACAACAUUCUAAGCUGGAAAGACCAAGAAGGCAACACCAUCUUGCACCUUGCAACAUCAGAAAGAAAACCUGAGAUUGUAGAGCUGCUGCUUUGUAAGUAUGGCUACUUUGUUAGAAAGGCUGCAAAGAUAAACACAACAAACAACAGCGGAAAGACAGCCUUGGAUGUCUUAACCGAGACUCAAACUGGAUCAUUCUGUAAUGGAACCAGAGCUAAUGAAUCUCAAACACAACCACUUCAGGAGAUCAUCACUGAUAAGGUUCAGGGAGAUGAAGAUGAAAGAGAAGUGCAGAACAAAAUACGAAAGAUCCUUCGAAGCGCAGGUGGAAAGAGUGCUGAAGAUAAUUGUUGCACAUUUUGGCAGAAGAAAGAUUCUAAAAAGAAAAGGGCUUUAGAUUCUGGAAUCAAAUGGUUGCUCAAGAUCCCAAAUUUCCUAAGUUUCAAGGUAGAUAACGACACUCCAAGCGACACUCGCAAUGCUCUGUUAGUGAUUUUAAUUCUGAUUGUGACGGUAACGUAUACAACCGGAAUCAACCCUCCAGGAGGCCUUUGGCAAGAUGAUUACAAACCCAACAAUGAUGGAAGCAAUAGCCCCCAGAAACCACACACUGCAGGAACAUCAAUUUGGUUUGAUUAUAACCCAGACUCUUUUGUAGUUCUAAUGCUUUGUAACUAUGCAGGGUUUCUUGUUUCUGUUGUCCUGGUUUUCAAUCUCACAGAGGGAUAUUCUUUAAGAGGUCCGAUUUUAAUAGCUAUGCUCUUUAUGUUGAUUACCUAUGGAUUGUCGAUUCGACUUCUGUUUCUGGGUAAGGGUGCUCUGGCAGUGUUGAUCAAUGGAAUGAUAUUGACUAUUCCAUUACCUUUGGCAUUAGUCCUUUUGGUUGCUACUGCAAAUUGGAUAUGAGAGAUUAAGGUGUAGCCUUAAUAAUUUCUUGCCUCUUUAUAACAGUUCUGAUUGAGAACAUAUACCUGUUGUUCAUUUGA